This is a messenger RNA of Klebsormidium nitens, 1173 nucleotides long. The record is from the annotation of a GenBank genome assembly. Lineage: Eukaryota; Viridiplantae; Streptophyta; Klebsormidiophyceae; Klebsormidiales; Klebsormidiaceae.
AUGCGUUCUUGCUGUGGGGCAGCGCCUCAAACGUCGGAGUCUGCUGAUCAUCCGAGACCUUCGUUCAAGUACAAGGCGAAAGCCGUCCUUCAGAAGGCCUUCGGUGGUGAAAAGAAAAGAAAGGAGCAGGAUCCUGCGGGGACCGUCAAAGACGAACAGGCUGCCACCUUGAAUGCGCAACAUCAUGGAAUUGAAGAGUGCCAAACCAAGAUAGCGUCUCCAUUUGUAGAACAACCUAUCGAGGGCAACACUCAAGAGAAGACGAUCCCAUUGAGUAUCAUCGCUGGGGCUGUGAAGCCCUCUGAGCUUGGACUCCACAAAGAGCCACAUGUCGGCAAGAAGAAAAGGGAUCCCCUACACCAAGUCGCUCACAUGGUCACAGCACACCCCAAACACGGCGGUCACGGUUUCGGCGAAGGCAGCCAUCACAGCCACUCGAGCAAGUCCAGUCACUCCCGCCAGUCUAGUCACUCGAGUCACUCCAGCGGAGGCGAUCCGGAAGACUUAUGCGACAACACCGCUGGCAACGGAGGGGGCCUGAUCUUCGAGGAUGGAAGCGAAGGCGCGUUUCAGACUGGAGGCGAAUACAAGGACCUGCCCAUCGGCGCGGCCGCGGACGCGCCUUCCGCGCCUGCGGACGCUCCUCCUGCGCCCGCGGAUGCCCACAUCGCGCCCGCGGACUGUCCCCCUGCUCCUACGGACGCCCCACCAGCGCCUGCGGACGCGCCUGCGGACGUCCUGCCCGCGCCUGAGGACGCCCCUUUCGCGCCUGCGGACGCUCCUCUCAAGCCUGCCGACGAUAUUCCCGCUCCUGCGGAAGCCGCUCCCGCGCCUUCGGAUGCCUCUCCAGCGCCUGCGGACGACCCUCCAGCGCCUGCGGACGCCCCUCCCGCGCCUUCGGAUGCCCCUCCCGCCGCUGCGGACGACCCUCUAGCGGCUGCGGACGCUCCUCCUGCGCCUGCAUAUGACCCACCCGCGCCUGCGGACGAGGAAUUCGGGGGCUUUGACGCCCCUCAUGCUGCGACGGACGUUUGGGGCGGAGGACUCGACGCCACUCCUGCUGCUGCGGACGCUUGGGGUGGAGGCGCUGACUUCUCCAGCGGCGGCGACGGUUUCUCUGCCGGAGACACCGGGGGUUACGCAGAGGGCGGGGGCGAUAACACCUGGAAUUAG